AUGGUGCCUCGUGUCUCGAUCAGCCUCGAUAUGACACCGACAGACGUGUCGUUGAGCCAAUUCAUUGCGGGCCACAAGCUACAGGCCGAGCCCACGCCGCCACCGCCAGUAGAAACGUCGCAGAGCAUGGAUGCCACGCCGGUCAAUGUGUCGUUGAGUCGGUUUCUGGACGGUGACGCGAUGCCCAUGACAGCCAGCGUUGAUUUAACGCCAAGUAACGUGUCCUUGAGCACGUUUACUGCCGGGUAUCACGCCCCGUCACCAGACAUCCGCCGAGACGCGACCCCAGCGACGAGCGUCGACACAACGCCGACGGACGUGUCGCUCAGUGUCUUCACGACAGGGUACCACCAAGACGUUGGGCCCUCGGCGCAGCCAAGUGUCUGCGAUAGCAUGGACGUGACGUCGUCUCUCAGUCGCUACGUCACGGGCUAUGACGCCGCGCCGACAGCCGUCUCGGCGAGCAUGGACAUGUGCGACGUAUCGCUGAGUACAUUUGUCGCGGGCCACGCACCAAGGACCGCGUCACCGCGGGUCUCUCAGAGCCUCGACCCAACGACAUCCUCCUUCAGUGCCUUCACGGCAGGCUACAACCGCCGCAGUGUCGAGACGAGCGCAAGUCUGAACCUCGGCAACAUCUCUUUGAGUGAGUUUACCUCGGGGUACCAGCCGACCGACACUGUAGCAGCAAGCAUCGAGCUCCCCGUCAACAUGUCCCUGAGCACGUUUGUGGCCGGGCACCAUCCGUUGUCGCCUAAAACAUGCGCCGCGGUGACAGGCGACCCAGCGCCAUCCGUACGAGCCGCCGUGACGUCCUCCAGCAGCAGCAUCGACCUCACCAACGUCUCGCUCAGUCACUUUGUGCAUGGACAUGAUCUCG
Molecule: messenger RNA, 880 nt
Organism: Saprolegnia parasitica CBS 223.65
Lineage: Eukaryota; Oomycota; Saprolegniomycetes; Saprolegniales; Saprolegniaceae
Exons: 1
Source: RefSeq, a predicted model, not a curated record